AUGGGAACCUUUCCUGCUCGCAAUUGUAUCACCUUCACCCGUGAGAUCCCGAAGCGUUUGGUCAUUGACAAGGAUACGCUUGUGGCUGGUCUUGACAUCAUUUAUGGAAAUGAAGAGAGUGGCGAGAAAGCCUACGGGUUAAAUGAUACGUACGAUAGAAUUGAGGUCAAAACUACCAAGAAUGAACCGACGGACCUUGUCACCGAACUACAGGAGCGUGGAUUCUUAAAGAAAGAAUGA
Messenger RNA from Fusarium sp. VM40, 240 nucleotides. Lineage: Eukaryota; Fungi; Ascomycota; Sordariomycetes; Hypocreales; Nectriaceae. The record is from the annotation of a GenBank genome assembly.